AAUAACAUUAACGGUGAAAGAUUUAAUAAUGCGGUAUAAGCGGCGCACAUCUCAGACGACGAGGGCGUCGCGGCAUUCUGACAAGAAGUACACUAUCCAGUUGGACCUGGACUACUUGGAGCGGGGUGGCGGCACGCUGACAGUGACCGGGGCGCCGAGCGUAGAGCCCAGCCCUGAUAAUCUCGACCUUGUCAAGGUCGUACUCCUAGGUGCACCUGCUGUCGGCAAAACUAGUAUUAUUCAGCAAUUCGUAUGGAGCGACUUCUCAGAAGAAUACGUACCGACUGACCGCAAGCAUACUUUCUACCCCUCAGUCAUCAUCAACGAACAUUUGUACGAAGUGAAAAUAACCGACGUACCCGUAAUACCUUAUUUCCCAAUAAAUUCCUACUACGAAUGGGCACAUUACCGUUUCUACGGUCUACGAAAUGCUACGGCCUACAUUCUUGUCUUCGAUUUGUCGAACGUAGAAACUUUUCAAUAUAUUAGAACGCUACGAGACCAAAUGGUUGAAAGUCGUGACAUGAGGAAUGUACCUGUCUUAGUUGUUGGGAAUAAACAGGAUUUGUUGUGCAGUAACACACCUUCAGCGGUAACAGGGUUGCAGCAAUUGGCAAUGGCGGAAAGUGCAUGUGGUGAUUCAAGAGAAAAGAGACGUAAUAUUGUAAAUCUUGUUAGAAAACAUUGGAAGUGCGGUUACGUUGAAUGCUCCGCGAAAUAUAAUUGGCGGGUUAUAGCUGUGUUUAAAGAACUCAUGGAAAUGAUAGAUGCUUUGGAGUGGAGUGGAGGAGGUCGUAGUGCUGAGCCUCCCCCUGAUUCCACAGCGGGGGGCAGUGGGGGAACACACGAGAAUAGAUGUGCGGUUGCUUAGCAUUUCCAUUCCGAUUCCGGACACGUUAACGCGUGGUGGAAAAGUUUUAAUGUUAAAUUCUGGUCGUUGUUUUCGAAAGAAAGAUCUUUAAGAUUUUAAUGUACUAUGUAAGUUAUGACAUGUUUACGCUUAAU
Papilio xuthus (Asian swallowtail) is the source of this 1005-nucleotide messenger RNA. Its product is annotated as ras-like protein family member 10B. The record is from RefSeq and is a predicted model, not a curated record. The transcript is spliced from 4 exons. Bases 29 to 871 code for a protein of 280 amino acids. Gene Ontology annotation, molecular function: GTP binding; GTPase activity. Lineage: Eukaryota; Metazoa; Arthropoda; Insecta; Lepidoptera; Papilionidae.